Symbiodinium natans is the source of this 927-nucleotide messenger RNA. The record is from the annotation of a GenBank genome assembly. Lineage: Eukaryota; Dinophyceae; Suessiales; Symbiodiniaceae.
AUGGAAGAGAUGAUCGUUGCCAAUCUGCAGAAGGACAUUGCAGAUGCCACGGAGGCAGUGGCCGCCAUGCUGGCUGCUGACAUGCCCGCCAAGUCCGCUUGCGGUUGGGGUAAGAACAAUGAUCCCUCGAGUUUGCUCACGCGAGUGAGGCGAGCGCCUGGGCGGAACGUAUCCUUGGCGGUGUUGCACCAAGAGGCCCCUGCAGAGCUCAAGCAAUACACGAAGGAUGGCGCCACCUUUGCCAUGUGGUUGCGCCAUCGCACAGGCCUGCUGAAGGUGAACGGCCUUCCAGGGGAAGAGUUCGUGGUUUUCGCUGGGUCUGCUAAGGAGCAGGCUGCAGAACAUGAAGCCGCUCUGGACCCUCAGGCAGAAGAAUUCAACCCACUCUAUGGGCUUGACCUCUGCGAGAUGGCAGAGUACAUGGCCUACGACGAGGCUUGCAAUGACCUGGCAGCCUUCAUGUCGUACUUUGAAGAAGGUCAAAGUGGCACGGAGUAUGUGCUGCCCGACGAUUUCGCGGAGUCGGGCGUGGCAGGACUGGACUCACUGGACGAUCUGCUGAACUCGGAGGUUCUCGAGCUGCAGACCAUCGGCCCGCCCCCUGGACUAACCCUUGAGGUGGACCCAGGGCACGAGGCCGAGCAAGUGGUCAAGGCCGGAGGCCUCAACCCGAAGGCUGCGGAGUUCCGUCCUACGAAGGCGCUGCCUGAUUCCGACAAGGUGAUCCGCUCCCGCCGUGUAAAGACUGGGGUGCCCGAUAUGAUUCCAGAGGAGCCCAUCACGGGCUCGUCCGAGACCGCUUCUGGUGGAGAGGAUCCUGCAAUUGCCUACGAGGAAUCCAUUUCGGGCGAGGACGAGGAUGAGGUGGCCACAGCCAAAGCUGCUGCUGUGGAGUGGCAUGCUGUGGCACAAUCUUCGAUGACCUGA